Messenger RNA from Anopheles nili, 2417 nucleotides. RefSeq names its product glycine--tRNA ligase (gene GlyRS). The transcript is spliced from 4 exons. The record is from RefSeq and is a predicted model, not a curated record. Gene Ontology annotation, molecular function: ATP binding; glycine-tRNA ligase activity. The coding region runs from base 183 to 2222 and encodes 679 amino acids. Gene Ontology annotation, biological process: mitochondrial glycyl-tRNA aminoacylation. Gene Ontology annotation, cellular component: cytoplasm; mitochondrion. NCBI's taxonomy places the organism in Eukaryota, Metazoa, Arthropoda, Insecta, Diptera, Culicidae.
ACACACUAUCCACAUACCUCCAGCAACACGAUCUUCACCGUAACGAGUGGAAUCGUGCGGAACAACGGCGUUUGUACACGGUAGCAGCCAACCAACGUGACUCGACCAGCACCAAACCGUUCCAUUGGGGAUCGAACAAAAAACAUCGAGACGUAAAGCUACGCCUGCAGCUGUUGGAAAAUAUGACUGAUCCAAAGAUUGAGGCCGAGCUGGCGCCUUUGCGCGAGGCCGUAAAAGAACAGGGUGAUCUGGUGCGAAAGCUUAAGAGCGAAGGUGCUCCGGAAAUUGACGUUAAGAAAGCGGUCAAUGAGCUGAAGGCCCGGAAGAAGGUGCUCGAGGAUCGCGAGUUGAGCCUAGCGCCACAGGUGGCCAGCUUUGACCGGGCGCGCAUGGAAGAUUUGCUCAAGCGGCGGUUCUUCUACGACCAAAGCUUUGCCAUCUACGGUGGCAUUACGGGCCAGUACGAUUUCGGUCCGAUGGGAUGUGCGCUCAAGUCGAACAUGAUCAACACGUGGCGGCAGUUUUUCGUCCUCGAGGAGCAAAUGCUCGAGGUGGACUGUUCGAUUCUAACGCCCGAACCCGUCCUAAAGGCAUCUGGCCACGUGGAUCGUUUCGCGGAUCUCAUGACCAAGGACGUGAAGAACGGCGAGUGCUUCCGGUUGGAUCAUCUGAUCAAGAAUCACCUGGAGAAGUUGGCCGCUGCGAAGGACGCCACGGUGGAGCUGAAGGACGAGUGCGCCGACAUCGUGAUCAAGCUGGACGGUAUGACGAAGGACGAGAUGGCGGCCAUCUUGCGCAAGUUCAACAUGAAAUCGCCUAUUACUGGCAACGAUCUGACGGAGCCGAUCGAAUUCAAUCUGAUGUUUGGCACGCAAAUUGGCCCCACAGGCCUGGUGAAGGGCUUUCUGCGCCCCGAGACGGCCCAAGGCAUCUUUGUGAACUUCAAGCGGUUGCUAGAGUUCAAUCAGGGUCGGUUGCCGUUCGCAGCGGCACAAAUCGGAAACAGCUUCCGUAACGAAAUAUCUCCCCGUUCCGGGUUGAUUCGGGUGCGCGAGUUCACGAUGUGCGAGAUUGAGCAUUUCUGCGAUCCGCUUGCGAAGGACCACCCGAAGUUCGAGAACGUGGCCGACACGGUAAUGACGCUGUACUCCGCCUGCAACCAGAUGGACGGCAAGAGCGCCCAACAGAUCCGGAUCGGAGAUGCCGUAGCCAGUGGGCUAGUUGCGAACGAAACGCUCGGCUACUUUAUGGCGCGCAUCCAGCUGUUCCUGCACCGUAUCGGAAUCCUGCCAGACAGGUUGCGUUUCCGACAGCACAUGGGUAACGAGAUGGCGCAUUACGCGUGCGAUUGCUGGGACGCGGAAUGCCUGACGAGCUACGGAUGGAUCGAGUGUGUUGGCUGUGCUGAUCGGUCAGCGUACGAUCUCACGCAGCACACGAACGCAACGGGCGUGAAGCUGGUCGCGGAAAAGAAACUUCCGGCACCGAAGACAAUCGAAGUGACGGAAGUUGUACCGAACAAGGCCGCCAUCGGUAAGGCGUUCAAAAAGGAUGCAAAGGCUAUCACGGAGGCGCUCGCUAAGCUCAGCCUCGACGAGGUGGAAGGCAUCGGGCGGAAUCUGGGAGCGAGCGGAGAGCACACGCUCGCGGUUAAUGGAGCCGAGGUGAAGCUUACCGGUGAUCUGAUCGCGGUAAAAACAAACUCGAAAACCGUCCACGUGGAGGAAAUUACGCCCAGCGUGAUAGAGCCCUCGUUUGGCAUUGGACGAAUUAUGUACUCGCUGCUGGAGCACAGCUUCCGGAUGCGCGAAGGGGAUGAGCAGCGCAGCUACUUCUCGUUGCCGCCGGUGGUGGCUCCGCUCAAAUGUUCCGUACUUCCGCUGAGUAAUAAUGCCGAGUUUGCUCCGUUCGUGAAGAAGAUUUCUUGCGCCCUUACGUCAGUGGAUGUGUCGCAUAAGGUGGACGAUUCCAGUGGCUCGAUCGGUCGUCGUUACGCACGCACGGACGAGAUCGCCAUCCCGUACGGCAUCACGAUCGACUUUGAUACGCUCAAGGAACCGCACACGGUAACACUGCGUGAACGUGACUCGAUGAAGCAAGUGCGCAUUGGGUUGGACGAGGUUGCAAACACUAUCCGCGAUCUAGCAACCGGUCGUGGCAGUUGGGAACAAGUUGAAUUGAAGUAUCCUAGGUUUGAGCAGCAGGAAGCAUCGGCCAAGUAAACAUCACUUGCACUUGGACAUCGGAAGAAAGCGCAAUGUUUGAAGCUAAAAUGACAUUAAAACUACUUGCCUUUGAUCCAGUGAUCAGUUUGCGCAUCAACACUUAUGCAUUUUAUGUAAUGUUUGAGCUUUAGUUUGGCAACAGGCUUUUGUCAAGAAGUUGAAACAGUGAAACAAUUGAUUUGUUAGCAUUUA